This is a messenger RNA of Candoia aspera, 1488 nucleotides long. It is a transcript of the gene TNFSF14, whose product is annotated as TNF superfamily member 14. Bases 48 to 767 code for a protein of 239 amino acids. Gene Ontology annotation, molecular function: tumor necrosis factor receptor binding. The record is from RefSeq and is a predicted model, not a curated record. NCBI's taxonomy places the organism in Eukaryota, Metazoa, Chordata, Lepidosauria, Squamata, Candoiidae. Gene Ontology annotation, biological process: immune response. Gene Ontology annotation, cellular component: membrane. The transcript has 4 exons.
CUCUGUGUUCAGCAGCUCCUUCCACACUUCCCGUGGAGGAUAGCGUGAUGGAAGCUGCAACAGGGUAUCCCUCUGUUUUUGUUGUGGAUCCAACACUAAGGGACGUUCCCUUUGUGCCACCCACACGGAGGAGUCAGAAGAAAUGGCAAGCUGGCCAGCUGUUCCUGGGAUGCCUGGUGCUGCUGAUGCUGAGUGGCUUAGCCAUCCAAGCCUACCUCCUGACUGGCUUUCGCAAGGAACUGGAUACAGCCAUGGCACAGGGAACAGCCAAUGCGACUGCUGAAAAAAUUAUACAAGCUCCUCCCAAGCCUCUUGUCAAAAGGCCAUCUGCUCACCUGACACUAGGACCCCGCAGCACUGCAAUUAUAGAUGGAGUCCUGCAGUGGGAACAUCAGAACGGCUUUGCCUUUCUAGAUGACAUGGGCUACAAGGGUGGUUCACUGAUCUGCAACAAGUCUGGGCACUACUAUGUCUACUCAAAGCUCAACUUGGCAUAUUCAAGCUGUCCAGCCAAACACCAGAAAAGUCCUCUUUUCACCCACAGCAUGUAUAAGAGGACAUCUCGGUACCCCAAGGAGAUAAUGCUGCUGACCAACUACAUUACCUAUUGCAACUGGAAGGACAGUGAACAGUGGUACCGCAAUAGUUUCCUUGCUGGGGUGGUGUAUCUAGAGGAGGAGGAAGAAGUGUUCAUCAAAGUAACGGACAGGGAGCUGCUGUUGUACAAGGAUGACACAAUAUCGUAUUUUGGCGCCUUCAUGAUCUAGAGGCUUGAAGGCUAUGCACAGACUUGAUUUUAGUUGAGCAAUGAGAAGGGCCUCUUCCUCGUAUUGCAGUGGGGUCACGUCUCAAUGUUGUUUCCACAGUUUUUCAAAUACAGUGAAGAAGAUGGAGGGGCAAGAGGCCUGCUCAUUUUUUUAGGAAGAAAAAGUUGUUUGAUAAACUGUUGGAUGGGGCACUAUGACCAAAAUAAAAAGGGUGAGAAUAAAUUGGGGGGGGAGGCAGGGACAUAGGUGAACUUCUUCUAUUUCCUUAAAGAGCUAGUUGACAUUUCUUUGACUGAGCUGUCCAUUAGUCACCCAUGACUGGCCUACCAAAUGUAUGCCUGUUUUAGGUAACAGCUGUACUUCUUUUUUGGGGGGAGGUGGGGGAGGCUAAUUCUGGUUUUUUUACACAUUACAGUUUGAAGUGCUGUAAAAUCCUACAAGGUCAGUUUGAUCAGGAGUCCUGGUGGACCCAGAAAAUGAGAAGACAAUAUUUCACCUCAUAGUCUCUGAAAAGCUGCUGUAAGUACAGGGGCUUAGGGUCUUUCCCCACUUGCAUCUACCCACAGCAUAAACAUAACCUGGCAAUCUCUUGGUUCUGCCAUGUCCCCAUGAGGUUGCCUCCAUCUUGUCCCCAGCAGCCCAGCUCUGAGACAGCCUUGGAAUAAUAUUUUCCCCUCUUAUCUUGACCCUGCCCAAGGACAGCUUGGUUAGGUUUUGUCAC